Messenger RNA from Loxodonta africana (African savanna elephant), 1500 nucleotides. RefSeq names its product putative serine protease K12H4.7. The transcript is spliced from 9 exons. Gene Ontology annotation, biological process: proteolysis. Gene Ontology annotation, molecular function: dipeptidyl-peptidase activity; serine-type exopeptidase activity. The record is from RefSeq and is a predicted model, not a curated record. Bases 31 to 1485 code for a protein of 484 amino acids. NCBI's taxonomy places the organism in Eukaryota, Metazoa, Chordata, Mammalia, Proboscidea, Elephantidae.
CUUGUGGAAACUUCUUCCCACAACACGACCAUGGCCCAGGCUCUUGGGUGGCUGCUGCUGCUGCUCUUCUGUUCCUCUGCUCAGAGUUUUCUCUGGAGACGAACUCGUGGUUCCUUUCCAAGCAAAGGGAUACCCAGUGCUGAUGAAGGUCCCUUCUGGCAAAAGUUGGACCAUUUUAGCAAAAAUUGUUCACAGUUUUGGCCACAGAAAUAUUUCGUUAAUGAUGCCUACUACAAACCUGGAGGGCCAGUUUUUCUGAUGAUUGGAGGUUUUGAGACUGUCUAUGAAUCCUGGUUAUCAGUAAAUCUUACCUGGCUUACAUAUGCUGAGAGAUUGGGCGCCCUCUUCUUAAUUCUGGAACACAGGUUUUAUGGACACAGCCAACCAACAGAAGAUCUGAGUACUGCCAGCCUACGCUACCUCAGCAGCAGGCAAGCCUUGGCUGACAUUGUGAACUUCCGAACUCAAAUAGCAGAAAAAAUGGGACUCACCAAAAACAAGUGGGUUACAUUUGGCUGCUCUUAUGGCGGCUCCCUUGCAGUGUGGUCGAGAAUAAAACACCCUGACCUGUUCGCUGCAGCAGUGGGUAGCAGUGCCCCAAUCCAAGCAAAAGCUAAUUUUUAUGAGUACCUUGAAGUUGUUCGAAGAUCUCUGGCCACUCAUAGUAGCAAAUGUUUCCAAAGAGUGAAAAAGGUUUUUAAUCAAGUUGUGAAGAUGCUGAAACUUCCAGAAUACUACAGUAAGCUUGAAGAUGAUUUCACGUUAUGUAAACCUCUGAAAUUUUACUCCGCAAUGGACAAUGCCUUUUUUCUAGAACGUUUGAUAUAUCCUGUUAUGCUCGCUGUUCAGAGGAAUAAGAACAUAAAUAACUAUGAGGGAAAACAGGUUUCAAUCAGCAUGGAUGACCUUUGUGACACGAUGGCUAACACCUCAUUGGGUUCACUUUACUAUAGAUACAUUAGAAUUAUACAUUCAACAAUUGGGAAUAAAUAUUCACCUUGCCUUUCUGCAAAUUACGGAGAUAAACUGAAAGCCUUCGUGGACUCUUCCAUCAGACACCAAUAUCCUACAACAGGCAGGCAACACUUCUACCAGUGUUGCACUGAAUUUGGGUUCUUUCAGACCACAGAUUCAAAGAACCAGCCCUUCACUGGGUUGCCUCUCAGUUAUUUUGUUCAACAAUGUUCUGAUUUCUUUGGCCCUAAGUUCAAUUAUGAUUCACUGAAUACGGGUGUUACAUCCACCAAUGCGUACUACGGUGGCUUCAACGUGACAGGAAGCAAAGUCAUCUUCCCCAAUGGUUCCCUUGAUCCUUGGCAUGUUCUGGGGAUCACAAAGGAUAUCAGUAAAGAUUUGCCUGCUGUCUUCAUUAAAGGUGCAGGACAUUGUGCAGACAUGUAUGAACAAAAGGAUAUUGAUUCAGCUAAACUAAUUCAAGCACGAGAAAAAAUCUUCCAGAUUCUACAAAAAUGGCUAAAGCAAUAAAAAAAAUUUUUUUUU